GCCAGUAUCAAAUUUGAAUUUGUUAGUGCUUCUCUGCUUUUCGAUUUGAUACAGAAAGAGAGAGAUAGUGAAGAGAAUUCAACAUGAGGAUUACAAUUUUGGCUAUUUUCAUCGGGCUCUGUUGCCUUCAGAUGGCAGCAGGAUCCCCUGAACCAGGACUCUUCUCCAAUAUUUUCAGUGGUGUAACCAAUACUGCUAAUAACAUUUUUAAAGGAGUCACCCAGGCUGCAACCAACGUGGUCGAUACUACAACAUCAGUUAUCUCCAAAACAGUCGAUACAGCAGCAAAGAGCGUAUCCAAUAUCCCUGUUGUUGGGACUAUCGCAACAGCUACAUCAAAUGUUGUGAAAGAGGCAGAGAAGGUGAUUGAUAAUACUGCUCAAACUGCUGCCAAUACUGCCACUGCUGUUUCUGAUGCCGUGACCACAACAGCCAACAACAUGGCUACAACAGCUAACGACGUCAUGGAUGCCAUGUUGAGACCAUUAGGCAGCACAAACGGCACAAGCAUUUGCCAGAGCAUCGAUAACAUCGUCAAUGACCUCUUUGGCACCAUGCAAAGUGGCGCCGCUAUGCCUGCCAAUGCAAACACCUUCCUGAGAACGGCUGAUACAUUCACUGCUAACCUCCUGAGCACCUUUGCCCUGCCUAAUUUGAAUCUGAAUGACAUUGCUGCCUUCUUGGGCAUCACCGACGUCCCCAAUCUCGUGAAUGGCGUCCUUACAAGUGGAACUAACAUUUUUAAUGGUAUCUUCAACAACAACGGCAAUUUUGAUGUCAACGCAUUGUUCACCAAUGGCACCCAACUCCUUCUCGAUGCUGCUCAACUUGCCCUCCUGCCCUUCCUCAUCAAGAUUCGCUUUAAGAUUCUCCUCGCCCUUACGGCUCUCAAUCUUCUUGCUCAAGCUGCCAAUGCCACCGCUAACGCCAUCAACGGAUAAAAUACAAUGAAAUAGAAUCUUUUUUUCUUCUUCUUCAAGAAACCAAUUGUGCCGCAUAAUAAUAGCUAAAUAAAUCUCCCACCAUAGAUGACGGUGAUGACAAAUUGUUACGUAUCUGUACCAUAUUGAUAAGACAAUAAAGGUAGAUGAUGAAGAAAA
Messenger RNA from Lutzomyia longipalpis, 1100 nucleotides. RefSeq lists its product as uncharacterized. NCBI's taxonomy places the organism in Eukaryota, Metazoa, Arthropoda, Insecta, Diptera, Psychodidae. The record is from RefSeq and is a predicted model, not a curated record. The coding region runs from base 84 to 941 and encodes 285 amino acids. The transcript has 2 exons.